UGACACAUGUAACCUCAAAUUGUACUCCAAAUGUCAUUAAUUUUAUGAACUAAUAACAAUCGCUAUAUUGUAUUAAAAACAUAAGAAGAUGAUAAUUACGAACGUUUGCUAGUGCAAUUAGAUAGUAGAAAUUUCGCCACGGAAUUCAGCUACUAUGUCCUGACUAAGAGAAAUCCAUUUCUGCCACCUAAAAAUGGCAAGAUCAGACACUCUCUGCAAUCAGUCCCUAUUGGAAGCCGGCGAGAGAGCCCUGGACAGGACUAUAGGUGAGCCAGGUGAUGUCAAAACCCAGUUUGUAACGAGGGAAGGCACCUACCGUCUUAUGACAUUGAGCGAAUACUCAAGACCAAACAGGGUUGGCUAUCAACCUCAGGGCCAGACUCCACCUCAAGUAAGAGUGUCUCUGGUGUCUCUGCCAGACCAAGGAGAGAGGAUUUGCUUCAACCACGGUAGAGAACUUUACGUGUAUGUGUACAAAGGCAUCAAGAAGGCUGCAGACCUGAGUAAGCCAUUAGAAAAAAAGGUUUAUAAAGGAACAAAUCCUACAUGCCAUGAUUUCAACAUAACUUCUGCUAGUGCGGAGAGUGUAAACUUACUAAUUGGAUUUAGCACAGGACAAAUACAACUGAUAGACCCAGUGAAAAAAGAACUUAGUAAAUUGUUUAAUGAAGAAAGGCUGAUAGAUAAGUCGAGGGUAACAUGUUUAAGGUGGGUGCCAGGUAGUAAGAACCUAUUCCUAGCUGCUCAUGCUUCAGGACAAUUUUAUGUGUACAAUGAAGAACUACCUUGUGGUUCGGCAGCACCACAUUACCAACCAUUCAAGGCAGGGGAGGGGUUUACUGUAAAUACCUGUAAAACAAAGUCAACUAGGAAUCCACUAUUCAGGUGGCUUUUAGGAACAGGAGCUGCGAUAAAUGAAUUAGCAUUUAGUCCUAAUGGAUCUCAACUGGCUGUUGUGUCACAAGACGGGUUACUUAGAAUAUUUCAGUAUGACAGUAUGGAACUGGUAGGGCAUGCAAGAUCCUAUUUUGGAGGUCUACUUUGUGUAGCAUGGUCAGGAGAUGGCAAGCUGGUUGCUGUGGGAGGGGAAGAUGACUUGGUGACCGUAUAUUCACUGGAGCAGAAGAGGGUUGUAGCCAGAGCACAAGGACAUAGGUCAUGGGUUUCUGCAGUUGCUUUUGAUUGGUAUUUAGAAGUCGACUCUUGUUACAGGCUUGGUUCAGUUGGCCACGACACCCAAAUCUGUUUGUGGGAACUGCCCGAGGACAACCUAGUGCCUCCUAGACCGCGAGUGAAACGCAAACCAGACCCUUUGCAGUUGGUUGGGACACCAGCGUGUCCUAGACUAGACGAGUGCCCGAUCUUAGAACCAUUAGUGUGUAAGAAAAUAGCUCAUGAACGGUUAACCUCUUUAGUGUUCAGACCAGAUUGUAUAAUAACUGCGUGCCAAGACGGCUAUGUAUAUACUUGGGCUAGGCCGCCUACGUAAUCUCUAUAGGUGCUCUUUGGCAUUGGUUAGAAGAGUAUAUCUGGUAGUUCCAAAUCCCUGAAACAUUGUCUUCACCCAUGUUCUCGUGAACAAGAAUAAAUUCUUGCUAUGAUUUUGACUGAAAGCUCAAAAAUAUGUUUAGAUUUUGGGCCGCUGGAAAAUGCUUUCUUGCCGCUAAUGUUUCGACAAAGUACUUCGGCAAUAUGAUAAUCUUUUCCAAAAGCUAUCGUACUUUUGAAAAGUUUUCCCUUGUUUUCUAGAUCAGUCACAUAUGUGACGUUUAAAUAGUAAAUAAGCUGCCAUUGUCCGUCAAAAUAUGAGAAUUGCUCAAGUGUUACGGGAUGUGGAAUUGUAUCUUGCAGCCCCAUCAACAAGUUUUUUGUUCCAGAUAUUUGAGCAAACCAAUGUGCUUUCCUUUUAUCAUAGGUAUAUGUCAUUGGAUGAUUAUUGUUGUAACAAGUAAAAACGUUGAAAGUAAAAUUCAAUUGGAAUCUUAAGCAUUAUUAACUCCUCAAAUGUCCAUUUUUUCUGAAGUGGGAAGUAUUGUUUUAUAAAGAGAGCAGGUAAUUCUUAAAUCUUGCUUAAAUAAUAAAUUGAUUACUUCACAUUUUGUUUUUAUGGCAAAGUGUUUGCUAAGGAUUUAAGUUUGUAAGUAAUGGCAGUCCUGUUUACUAUAAUUAUAUGUUGUGUAUAUUGCUCAUGUAACUUGAACAUAUUUUGUUUGAGAGAUGUUCAACUAAUAUGAGAUGUGAUGUUCUAUCUGUGUUUAUAAUUUUUAUGUUGAUUCCAUUUUUGACUGUGUUCUGUAUUUUGUGAAUAGUUUAAUUUGAUAAUAAUUAGUAACCAUCAAAUGAAUGUGUAUGCUUUUGCUUUUUUGUGCCUCAGAUUAAUAACGUAGCUUGAUUUUGUUUGAACAUUAUUGCAGUCUUAUUUAUAGAUUUUGGAUCGCUAAAGAAUCUGUUUUUUUUAUAUCAUGUAAGGUAUAUGAAUGAAUUGGGCGAAACUUAUUCCUUUUUGUUUUUCAAUUCCAAUGCAAAUUUGUUCUUAUCCAAUAGAAUAAGCCAGUAACAUUGUCUAAAUGACUUGUGCACAAUGUACAUUUGAAUGAUUGAGACCACAUUGCCUGAUUCCCUAUGUACUUUUAUUUUUUAUCUCUUGAUUUCUAUCUAGUUAUUUAGUGAUGGAGUGAAUUUCGCAAACAAAUUUAGUAUACAAAUUUUGUUCAAAAGUUGGAAUUUUCUGUUGCCAUAAUAGAAUAUUCGUGUUAAAAUUCCACAGUAUUAAGGGUUCAUGAUGUUUUCUUUCUUAAUAGUAUUCAGUAAAUAUUUUCCUGUUGCGAGGAUAUUAGCAAGUAGACGUCGGAUUUUUAGUGAUCUAACCAUUGCCAAAUAAAAGAAUUUAUAUUUUUGUAAAUCUUGUAUAUCUUUUGUACAACUAGAAUCUUUUCUGUAUAUACAUUUGUAUGUAUGUGAGGUCUAAAAUUGAUUCAUUUUAAAUUAUUUUGAUGUCGUUUUCCAGUACGUAAUAUAAAUCAUAUUAAAUUAUA
Acanthoscelides obtectus is the source of this 3035-nucleotide messenger RNA. Lineage: Eukaryota; Metazoa; Arthropoda; Insecta; Coleoptera; Chrysomelidae. The record is from the annotation of a GenBank genome assembly.